Messenger RNA from Culex pipiens pallens (northern house mosquito), 836 nucleotides. Its product is annotated as serine/threonine-protein kinase NLK-like. NCBI's taxonomy places the organism in Eukaryota, Metazoa, Arthropoda, Insecta, Diptera, Culicidae. Gene Ontology annotation, biological process: intracellular signal transduction; protein phosphorylation. The record is from RefSeq and is a predicted model, not a curated record. Gene Ontology annotation, cellular component: cytoplasm; nucleus. Bases 189 to 836 code for a protein of 215 amino acids. Gene Ontology annotation, molecular function: ATP binding; MAP kinase activity. The transcript is spliced from 5 exons.
AGCACCUCUCGGCGGACCACAUCAAGGUGUUCCUGUACCAGAUCCUGCGCGGACUCAAGUAUCUGCACUCGGCGCGCAUCCUCCACCGGGACAUCAAGCCGGGCAACCUGCUCGUCAACAGCAACUGCGUACUGAAGAUCUGCGACUUUGGCCUGGCCCGCGUCGAGGAGCCCGAUCAGUCCAAGCACAUGACCCAGGAGGUGGUCACACAGUACUACCGGGCGCCGGAGAUCCUGAUGGGUGCCCGCCACUACUCCGCUGCCGUGGACGUGUGGUCCGUGGGGUGCAUCUUUGGCGAGCUGCUCGGCCGCCGCAUUCUGUUCCAGGCCCAGAGCCCGGUGCAGCAGUUGGAACUGAUCACGGAACUGCUCGGCACACCCACUCUGGAGGACAUGCGACACGCCUGCGAGGGCGCCCGAACCCACAUGCUGCGCCGCGCCCCGAAACCUCCGUCGCUGUCCGCUCUGUACACGCUCAGCACGCACGCCACCCACGAGGCGGUUCACCUGCUCUGCCAGAUGCUCGUCUUUGAUCCGGACAAGAGAAUCUCGGUGAUUGACGCGUUGGCCCACCCGUACGUGGACGAGGGCCGGCUCCGGUACCAUUCCUGCAUGUGCAAGUGCUGCUACACGCCGUCGGCGGGCAUGCGUCAGUACGCGGCCGAGUUUGAACCGUCGGCGCAGCAGCCGUUCGACGAUCUGUGGGAGCGCAAGCUGACCUCGGUGCAGCAGGUGAAAGAGGAAAUGCACAAAUUCAUCGCGGAGCAGCUGCAAACCGGUCGCGUGCCACUAUGUAUAAAUCCUCAGAGUGCCGCCUUCAAGAGCUUCGCCAGGUAA